Exaiptasia diaphana is the source of this 2686-nucleotide messenger RNA. RefSeq lists its product as uncharacterized. Lineage: Eukaryota; Metazoa; Cnidaria; Anthozoa; Actiniaria; Aiptasiidae. Gene Ontology annotation, molecular function: Notch binding. The transcript has 4 exons. The record is from RefSeq and is a predicted model, not a curated record. The coding region runs from base 989 to 2452 and encodes 487 amino acids.
AAUAAAUAAAAAUAGAAAAAAAAAAAUUACAAGCGCGCGCCUGGAGUUGAUUGUCAUUCUGAGGAACAAAACUGAAUCACGGCUCACGCUUUAAAAAAAUAUUCACGGCUCACGGCUAAUUUUUUCUCCAUUUCACGACUCACGACUAAUUUUUCAGCCGUUUCACGGCUCACGAUUGACCCCGGCAUUGAGACCCUCUUUAAAUGGCUCUGGCUGAGUGUAGAAACUUUGGCAGAAUUCCUAAUUUCGCCGCAGGACUUUUACCUAGUAAAAAACGCCUGCUAAGUCUUGAUAAUGGUGAAUUUAGAGUCAAAACAGUCACAAUGUAAUUGCUCCAUUUCACUUAUAGCUAUAUAUUAUAAUAACAUUGUAAAAUUUGGGUGUUGUAAUACCAAUAUAGCCAGUAUAUGUGAUCUUUAUCAGACUUUAGUGAUAAUAAUAAUAAUAAUACUCUUUAUUUAAGCGAUAAAAAAUUCAUAUCAUAUUUAACAAAAGAAAAACACUCCUACUUUACUUUUAACUUAAAUAUUCAGAUAUCCAUGCACACGACUAAACAGUUUGCUAUCAAAUUUAAUUUGUCACUGAAAAGUUGUAUCAAGUUCAUCUCUUGUCAAAAUGUCAUUUCUUUUGACAUCUUUUCACAUUCGCGUCAUGCAUGUAAAAUAUGGGAAAAAAAGGAUCAAAUAAAACCAAGUAACAAAGUCUAGGUAUUUCUUCUUUUCAGCGAUCACUAGCAACUUCUCCUGCAUUCGAGGACUGCUUUACGAAUUUGAAAAAUCCUUGGACAAUAUACAAGGAAAAUUGCAUUAAUUCUGAAUAUUUCAUGAGAAGUUAACGCGCAUGCCCUUCAGCCGUUUAGAGGUGUCAUAACAUCUUCGCCAUUAGUGGAGUUUUAACGCAAUCAUCACGAACGUACAUUAAACCUGAAGAAUCACGAUUACACAAAUUCUAUUUUGCCAAAGUGUCGCUUCCAAAACGUUCAAGAAUCAUGAAGGUCCAAUAUGCCGUUCCUAUAAUAGCAAGCUUUCAAAUUGUUUUCGUUGGAAGUCAAUCUCACUGCAUUGGCACCUGUUAUUCUGGACCACUUUUCCCAGAGGCCCAAGACAUCUUCCAUGGAAAACAUCUCAAAGGAUACUCCUACAGCAACAUCACCACUGAUGAUCAAGUCAAGUGCUACCGUCAUUGCGUCCAAGAUUGUCGUUGUAAGGCGUGUCAGAUGAAAGAUGCAAGAUGUGAGUUGCUGGAUGAGGACAAGACUUCCAAGGCUGACAAUUUUACAGCUGAGUCAGGAUACGUGUACUUUGAUCUUAGACAGACACUGUACCAAGGGAAAUCUGACGUUGUACAACCAGGUGUGUGCUAUAAUGGUUGCUGUCGAUCUCAGCCCUGCAGGAACGGAGGGACAUGCGUAGAACACUGCAUCAGUCCAAAAAAUAAGUUCUCCUGCACGUGUCCUCUUAAAUACCACGGCAUUGUGUGUGACAAAGAACACGUGUUCACCUCGUGCCUUGACGUCAUAAGAUAUCAUGACCCAAAAGGCAGUCAACCAGGAAACGGAAAAUACUACUUGCAUCAUCACGUAUAUUCGAUCAAAGUCCACUAUGUUUCGAGUNUUGAUCUUAGACAGACACUGUACCAAGGGAAAUCUGACAUUGUACAACCAGGUGUGUGCUAUAAUGGUUGCUGUCGAUCUCAGCCCUGCAGGAACGGAGGGACAUGCGUAGAACACUGCAUCAGUCCAAAAAAGAAGUUCUCCUGCACGUGUCCUCUUAAAUACCACGGCAUUGUGUGUGAAAAAGAACACGUGAUCACGUCGUGCCUUGACGUCAUAAGAUAUCAUGAGCCAAAAGGCAGUCAACCAGUAAACGGAAAAUACUACUUGCAUCCUCACAGUUGGAAAAAACGUCUUGUGUUUUGUGCAUUUGAACCUCAAAACAGGGCCUGGACCCUCGUUGAGUCUUUUUCCAUUUCCAAAAUAGACACUUAUCGCACAAAGGCUUUUCAUCAGGGCGGAUUUGCGAAAAAUUGGGACAAUCCAAACUGGGAUGACCAUCGCAAAGGUCUGAGCUUCAUAAAGUACAUUCGAUCAAAGUCCACUAUGUUUCGAGUCACGUGUGACUUUCCUCGCAGAUCCUCAUUGGUUCCUGACUAUCUCYUUGGUUACCUGCGUGACUAUGACAUCAUUGACCAUGGUGACGUAGAUGGUGAAUGUUUUAACUUUGCUCACAUUAACAUCAGAGGCAAAGAGUUUUUUAAUCAGAGUGCAUUUGUCUGGCAAAUAACUGGAAAGUACCAUUUCCACAUUGAUGGUUGUGGGGGAUGUGGUUUGAAUGGCACUGGCUGUACAAAAGGCGAAGAUAAUUUCGGUUACUAUCAACCCGUUAUUAAAACAACAAAAUGCACCGAAAAAGAGAGCUCGACUACUCAGUUCUGGUUAGGGGAAGAAAUGUAAAAGACUGAGUCAAUACGUUUGGUCAUUAAUCAAAUUAAUUAAUCAAUUAAUCAAUUAAUCAAAAAAACUGAUUCUUAAACUGACCGAGCAGACAUUGUUUUCCUAGACUCUCUAAGGGAUCUGCACAUGUCCUUCAUGUUUUCAGAAUUGUAUUGAAAAACAUACACAUAUUUGUAUAACUUGAUUGGAAGUUGCUGUUUUUGUUCAUUGAGAAUAUAUACACAAAAAAUAAAG